AUGCUUUUCGAUUCUAACAUGUGGCUCACAGAGCGCCAAAAAUACGGUGUUGUGCUGACCGCCGCUGGCGUGGUGUUCUUCAUCCUCGGAAUCUUGACCUUCUUUGACUCCAGUCUUUUGGCCAUUGGAAACCUUCUUUUCGUGAUUGGCGUCAUUCUCAUCAUUGGCCCUACCAGAACCAUAUACUUCUUCGCCAGACCCACGAAAAUCAGACCCACGAUAUUUUUCUUUGGCGGCAUCACCUUGAUUUUGUUCAAACACUCGUUCAUUGGAUUCAUUGUGGAAGGAGUGGGCAUUCUCUCACUUUUCGGUGACUUUUUGGGUACUAUCGUGCAAUUUUUGAGAAACGUUCCUGUUUUAGGAGGAAUAUUAAGACAUCCAGCCGUGGAGCCUUACGUGAACCGUUUCGCUGGACUCGACACUCUUCCCGUUUAA
Candidozyma duobushaemuli is the source of this 435-nucleotide messenger RNA. RefSeq lists its product as uncharacterized. NCBI's taxonomy places the organism in Eukaryota, Fungi, Ascomycota, Pichiomycetes, Serinales, Metschnikowiaceae. The transcript has 2 exons. Gene Ontology annotation, cellular component: Golgi cis cisterna; Golgi membrane; endoplasmic reticulum. Gene Ontology annotation, biological process: endoplasmic reticulum to Golgi vesicle-mediated transport; retrograde transport, endosome to Golgi. The record is from RefSeq and is a predicted model, not a curated record. The coding region runs from base 1 to 435 and encodes 144 amino acids.